AUGUCAGAGGAAGAACAGCACAACAGCAGAAGGCAAUAUUAUUUUAACUGCACGCUCUUAAAACUACAUAGCUAUUAUACGUGAUUUAAGAGGACACAUGUAUUGAGAAGUCAUAAUAUUCGAACAGAAGAUAUUCCGACUAGUAUCCAGUAUUUUUAUUGUAGCGAACAAAAGACGCAAAAGCAUUUUCACAUGGGAGUUGGUGUGAAGGACAGCACUGACUGCAUAUUUUGACAGAAAUAAUGUCCUUAGCUUUCUCGAAUGUAAAUAUCUAUAUUAACUCCAUAAAUUACUUGCUCUAAACAAAAACUUGGGAAGAAAAAUGAAGGGAAAAAAAUAACUUGGAUCUAAGGGGACUAAAAUGUUAUAUAUUCGAGUUCACUGUGAUUUACUCAUUCACAGAGCGGGGUGUACAGUCUCGUUUCAGGGUAAGUCGCCGCCACCCGGGUGCUACCCAGCAGGGGCGGGAUUCGAACCAAUGACCAUCGCAUGAUUAGGAGAGAAAGAGCGCAAACCACUACACCGUCUCCAUGGCAUGCGCCGAAUACACAGUUUUCCGCGACUCCCGUCAUUCUUAAAUACUUAAUCAGUGGAAAUAAGAGUGCGGUCCGGCGCGCACACGUAAGAUAGAGGGGCCCAGUCCGCUCCAUUCCACUCCGCUGAGGCUGCGCGCUUAUUGGAAUGUCAUUCACUUUCCGAGGAUCCGCCGUUUCCGAUUGGCUGCCUCGGGAUCCGCCCACAAACAGGCAAGGUGGAGUUGAGAAAAAUUAAAUUAAAAAUGAAGCUGCCAAAUAGACUAUGCAAAGGAGAAAUGCAAGGCUGCAGAUUAUCAAUGAAAGUGUUUAGAAGUGCGUUUCUCUCGCGGAAGCGCUACGCCUUGAAGUCGAACGCGCGAUUCUGGGAGCGCUGCUGUUCUACGCGGAGGGGCGAUGGUGGAUUUAAACUUUUAUUUCACUUUAAGUAUUUGUGUUUUUUUUUUUUUUUUAUUUAACUAAAUCUAGUAGUAUCAUCAAGCAAUUCGCUUAGAAACACUCCAGCGUUUGCCGGGUGAAUCAACACGGGUGGGGGGGAAAGUUGCGCACGAGGAUGUCAGGACUGGUUUACGAUCGGUUCCGAGGCAGAAAAGGGAAAGCGCGAUGUGAGCGCAGAAGGCGGAGAAGCACGGCGAACUUCUGGAUGUCUCGCCUGCGCGGAGAGCAAUGGCUGCUGUGCGCCUGCCGAGCGCUGACUGGAAGAGACGGAGAGCGAGAGAGCGAGUGAGAUGGAGGCGGGGGAAGUUCCCAUCUCUGCGGGGACUGGAGUGUCUCUGCCCUGGACCGGCGGCGCAGUGCUGGCUAACAUUCAACCCAGCCCUUCCACAGCGAGCUCCGCACACGCACUGCCACAGGUAAGCUAAGCUGCGCGCACGCAACGCACUUCUUCGCAGAAGCGUCAAAACGCCGGCUGCCGCCGCCGCUCAACUCCGCACCGGCCGCUCAAACGCUUCGCUUUUUUGUGCCACUUUUCGGGAGAAAAUAUUUGUGGUCGCGCUCGUAGCUGGAGAAAAGGGGAGGGAAGGAAAAGGGCGCGUUUCGAGGUCGCCAUGCCGGCGUUAACUGCUUCUGCGUCUCGGACACGAGGCGCGCGGAAAGUCUUCCCGCCACUGCCAAGCGUCCCUGUUUACUCGGCGUCGAACGCUUUAAAAUGCGGCGGCGCGAGCGAGCGAGCUGCCCCCCUGUCCGCGAGCGAGUGAGCGGAGAGGCGGUCACCCGGAGACCUCCACGCGGUGGGUGUAGGGAUAACCCGCCGCCUGCUCGCUCGCUCGGCCAUCUGGGAGCGCACUGUAAUUUCUCACCGUUCGGGCUCCGCGCCGCUCCGCCAGACCCGUCGAUCCGCGCUCCCGAGAACGUUCAUCGCCCUCCUGCGAAUAGCCCCGCGACGCGUCCAGCAGUGCGCUCGCUCCAGGUGAGUAGCGUGCGCGCCUCUGCCCCUUUUAUUGAGCCCUGAGCGGGGUUCGCGCCUCGUCCUGCCUGCACGCGCGGCCGUUGGCGGCGUCCGGCGCAGCUCCGAGCAUGGCGGCUCUGGCUUCGUGCUGCGUCGCCAUUCUAGCGCCCAGUGUCGCCGUCUCGGGUACCGUCUAACUGGAGCCGAGUCGGAAUGCGCUGGAGCCGCGGGCGCUCGCCCAGCCCUUGCUAACCGCGAGCGCGUUUUACUUCGACGGUUGCGAUCUCCUUCUGUGCGACUGCAGCCCCAUAAGCGCUCGUUUUGCACGUUUUGUCGCGACUCCCCAGCCUUUGAAGACCCGUCUUCCCACCGCCAUACCGCCAGAGCCCGAAGCCGCCAGCGCCGAGCACCCGCUUCUCGCCGGAGCGCUGUUUUGUCUCCAGAAAAACCAGAAACAAUGAAUGGAGAAAUGGAAUCCUCUGCAAAGGACCAAGAGUGGGUUAAGGAUGACCUGCUGAAGUUGCUGGAUGGCAUGAAGGCCAACCUGCCCCAGAAUGACAUCAGUAAAUAUAAGACUGCAGAGUCUCAUUUGGACUGGGAGAAGGUGGCUUUCAAUCACUAUUCUGCAGAGAUGUGCAAGCAGAAGUGGCUGGAGAUUUCCCGUGAGGUACGCAAAUUUCGCACACUUUCAGAGCUGAUUGUUGAUGCACAAGACUACAUCAAGAACCCUUACAAAGGAAAGAAUCUGAAGAAACACCCAGAUUUCCCAAAGAAGCCUCUGACGCCGUACUUCCGUUUUUUCAUGGAGAAAAGGGCAAAGUAUGCAAAGCUGCACCCUGAAAUGAGCAACCUCGAUCUUACCAAGAUACUGUCAAAGAAGUACAGGGAGCUGCCAGAGCGCAAGAAAGCAAAAUAUAUGCAAGACUUCCAGAGAGAAAAGGAGUUGUUUGAACAGAACAUGGGGAAAUUUAGGGAGGAGCACCCAGACCUGAUUGAGAACAUGAAGAACAUGAAGCGUUCUGAUGUGCCAGAGAAGCCCAAGACACCCCAGCAGCUGUGGUACAACCAUGAAAAGAAAGCUGUCCUAAAGGCGCACCCAGAAGCUACCACAAAAGACAUCAAAGAAACAUUGGCAAAACAGUGGACUCAGCUGUCUGACAAGAAGAGACUGAAGUGGAUCAAUAAGUCUCUGGAACAGCAGAAACAAUACGAGGAAGCAAUGCGUGAGUUCAUUGCACAGCACCCAGAGCUCAACAUGUCCCAGGAAGACAUCAACAAGUCCACGCUGACCAAGGCAGAGAGGCAGCUGAAGGACAAGUUUGAUGGAAGGCCAACCAAACCCCCACCGAAUGGCUACUCCAUGUUCUGUGCGGAGCUCAUGUCUACCAUGAAGGAUGUGCCAAGCACAGAGCGCAUGGUUAUGUGCAGCCAGCAGUGGAAGCUCCUGAAGCAGAGCGAGAAGGAUGGGUACCAGAAACGCUGUGAGCAGAAAAAGAAAGAAUAUGAAAUUGAGAUGAACCGGUUUCUCUGCACUCUUUCUGAAGAAGAACAGCAGCGUGUGCUGGGUGAAGACAAGAUGCUUGGUUUCAACAAAAAGGGCAGCAGCAGCCCCUCAUCAAAGAAGAACUCUAAAACAAAGAGUGACUCAAGCAAGCCUAAGCGGCCAAUAUCAGCCAUGUUCAUCUUCUCCGAGGAGAAGCGUCCCAAGCUACAGCAGGAUCGGCCUGAACUCUCCGAGAGCGAGCUGACUCGCAUGCUGGCACGCAUGUGGAAUGAACUCUCUGACAAGAAGAAGGAGAAGUAUAAACGCCUAGAGGCUGCUCUGAAGGCCGAGUCGGAGAAAAAAGGCCAGGAGGAGCGUAGCCGGCUCCCCGAGUCGCCCAAAACUGCUCAGGAAAUAUGGCAGCAAAGCGUGAUCGGAGACUACUUGGCCAGAUUCAGAAAUGACCGUGCGAAGGCCCAGAAGGCCAUGGAGGCAACAUGGAACACCAUGGAGAAGAAAGAGAAGAUUGCAUGGAUCAAAAAGGCAGCAGAAGACCAAAAGAGAUAUGAGAGGGAGCUCAGCGAGAUGCGCUCACCUGCCGCUGUUGUCGCCCCAGGGAAGAAAAUGAAGUUUGAUGGAGAGCCAAAGAAACCUCCGUCGAAUGGUUACCAGAAGUUCUCCCAGGAGCUGCUUUCGGGUGGCGAGCUGAACCACUUGCCGAUGAAGGAGCGCAUGGGGGAGAUAGGCGGGCGCUGGCAGCGGCUACCGCAGAGAGAGAAGGAUCGCUACAAGAGGAUUGCUGAAGAGAAGCAGAAACAGUACAAGGUGCAGCUGGAUCAGUGGCUCAAGACCUUGUCGUCGCAUGAAAGGGCCAUGUACACAGAGUACAAUACCAAUAAGCGUAAGAGUACAGGCAAACCUGGUGGAACAAAUGCCAAAGUUAAAGCCGCCAGCUCUAGAAAAUCCGACUCGGAUGAAGAUGAGGAUGAUGAUGAUGACGAUGAGGAGAAGGCUUCAUCCGAUGAUACAUCGAGUGAUGAGGACAGUGAUGAAGAAGAUGAGGAUGAAGAGAAUGAAGAUGAUGAUGACGAUGAUGACGAAGACGAGGAGGCAGAGGACAAGGAGAAUAAGACUGGGAGCAGCAGCAGUGGGUCCACAUCCGAGGACACAUCAGAUUCCGAUUCAGACUGAGCCACAUGGGCCCCAUGGACCAUGAGCAGCAUUGUGCUGAGCCACACGUUUGGGGGGGGGGGGGGCUGCCCUGCAGUUGUCUGUCUGGCCAGUGGAAGGAAUCAGUCAACCUUUGUGUGUCUCCUGUUUCAUUAUUCAUCUCUUCGUGUUCUACUCCCUCUUUCUGUCUCCUAUCAACAUUGGACGUUUCUUCAAGCUCGGAAGAGAAGAUGGCCAAGGCAGAACGCGCAGAGGCCAUCGCAACGUCCCUUUGCUCUCCUCCCACCGCAUGGACCUCUUUGGCUCGACAGCCUAGGUGCUGAACUCACAGGGCAGGAGUCGCUCACUGGAUUCUCUUUGACGCGCGCAGACUUUUGUUGACAGUGUUCUUUUAAGUUGGGGAAGGCUUUUUGUUAAAUCCUGAUAAGUCAGUUUUAAAUUGAUAAUGGGGAAAGAUGAAACUUGAACCCACACCGUUUUAUACAAGUUACCCCCUGAAAUCGCGUGAUGUAAAAUGUACACUGACCUGGUUAGAUGGGGGCAAAAAGAAUGUACCUCCUCAGCAUUGUUCUGCUGGGCCUUGCUUCCCUUGCUGGGCCUGAAGCCAAUGAACAUUUUAGAUUAUCAUUUGGGAGGGUAUUGGGGACCAAGUUGCUGCACUCAGAGUGUGUUUAUUAACUUUGUUUUCAUCUUU
Molecule: messenger RNA, 5270 nt
Organism: Scleropages formosus (Asian bonytongue)
Lineage: Eukaryota; Metazoa; Chordata; Actinopteri; Osteoglossiformes; Osteoglossidae
Product: nucleolar transcription factor 1-like
Exons: 21
Coding region: 2381-4597 (738 amino acids)
Source: RefSeq, a predicted model, not a curated record